Messenger RNA from Cucurbitaria berberidis CBS 394.84, 4281 nucleotides. RefSeq lists its product as uncharacterized. Lineage: Eukaryota; Fungi; Ascomycota; Dothideomycetes; Pleosporales; Cucurbitariaceae. The coding region runs from base 1 to 4281 and encodes 1426 amino acids. Gene Ontology annotation, molecular function: ATP binding; protein kinase activity. Gene Ontology annotation, biological process: protein phosphorylation. The record is from RefSeq and is a predicted model, not a curated record. The transcript is spliced from 3 exons.
AUGGAGACCAUCAGCAGACUCACCCAGCUCUACUCCGACACCAAGAAGAUCGGGGACGCCGUCGUCGAGCAAGACACCAAAGACACGCCCGAGUCGCAUGCGCUCCACCGGAAGUUCAGAAUCCAGAAGGAUCGGCUGAUAACAUGGGGCGUCGACUGGAGCGACAACUCCAAGGGCACGCAGGGAGACAUUGACAAGAGCGUGGAGCAGGCUGGCCUCACUGAAACGGUUACGAGCGUGCUUGGUACCAUCAAAGAGAUUCUAGACGAGGCAGAGAGAAUGCAUCCAGGAGCACCUGUCACAGGAGGAAAGAUUUUGUCGGGAGAGAAGAGCAGGCCUGACCCUCCCUCGUGGGCGGCCGCCGACCGGUCACGUUACGAGGACCUCAUCAAGGACCUCACGACGUCAAUAGACAUCCUUUACGAUCUGUCGAGGACACGGAGAACACAACGAGGAAGCGACCGCGGUGUCAGUCCAGGCAAAGCCGCCUCCGAACAGCCACGGCCAGCAACAUCCACGUCCGUAUUCCUCUCCGCCGACUACAGCGCUUCCGACCUCACGCUCGUCAACCCAGCAACAUUUCCACUCAAUGCUCAUGCGCCCCGCUCAAACCUCCCCCCCAAGCUGGACCCGUCCGAUCUGGUUCUGCCAGAAGAAGAACCACCGCCCUACGAGAGCGUUGGCAAGUCUUCGAGUCAAGUCAUUGGUCGACUACGCUCCCGACACAGCUCGACAAACCCUUGGAAGACUGAGGGAAGCAGGACGAUAGAGACAUGUGUGCUGGUCGAGUAUGCGACGUACGACCCCACAUACCGCUUUACUGAAGUCUCUCCACCUACAGACCGCUUGGAACGCCUCUUGUCGAUACUGACAAAGCUGUCAAACAAUCACUCCUUCCACGGGACACUCCACUGUCUAGGAUACUUUGAAGAUCCAAAGCAACCGCGCUUUGGGCUAGUCUUCGAACUGCCAACCUCUGUCUACGCAGGACCCGCCGACUCACACAAGCCUGCAGAGGAGUUGAGACCCGUGACACUACUCAGUGUUCUUCAAACAGGCUCAAAGUCGCUGCACAACUCUAACAGCGCUACCCCACCGCUGGAGGACCGUUUUCGUCUCGCCUUCACACUUGGCCUAACUUUCAGCAAAAUUCAUGGUGAUAACUUUGUCCACAAAGACGUCAACAGCAGUAACAUCCUGGUCUUUAAGAAUAACAAGAGACAGUCAGCCAACAGCAGAGCUCUGCAAUAUUCUCUUCGCUCCCCGGUUAUAUGCUCGUUUGAUCUCUUUUCUGAAUACGACAUUGAACCGACCAACGCAAUGCCAACACUCAACAUCUAUCGCCAUCCAGAAGACCCCAAGUUCACCGGGCUCAAGAACGCAACCUAUAGCCCGCAGUUCGAUAUGUACAGCUUAGGUCUGAUAUUGCUCGAGGUCGGCCUGUGGCAGCCCCUAGCGGACCUAUGGAAGCCAAAAUAUACCUUGAAAGACUUCAAACAACGGAUAGAAGACGUAUACAUCCGUCGCCUAGCAUCUAAGUGCGGUACGGCUUACAUGCAAGUCGUUCGUGACUGCUUCUGGGCAGCCGACUCCAAGGGCGAAAAUGUACAGGAUCUCUCCCAGCUGUACAAUCGUAUCAUCAUCCGGUUGCAAAGGUGCUGUAUGCUCGAUGAAUCCGAGCCUGGCUUUGAUUCGAGUGAGCUUAGGCCAGGUGCUACGCCUAUCCAACAGUCAUCCCCGCUCAAGCGCAAAAGUAUCAGCCAGCCUCAGAUCGCAGCAGACAUUCCAGCAACUCCUUCAUACCGGAGCGCAAAGCGAUGGGCGUUUGAGAAGGGGUCACAAGCCCUGGAGCGAACCAAGUCAUUGUCAAAAUCAUCACCAAAGCAAUCUCCUGACCUCUCUUUGUCGCGGGACCCGUCGCAACGUUCACAGCACUCUAUUCGAAAAAGUAUUUCGGAAAGCAUACGCUUAAUGAGCCCGAAACAGGAGGCCCCGGAGCCAAUGGAGUGGGAGCAGCAGGAGCGUGAUCCGCUUGAAGAGUCCGGCACUCUUGUUGCGACUCCGCCAGAUUCACAAGAUCGAAGUGAUACCUCGUCUUUGUAUAGAGAGCGUGUUGUGACAGCAGCAUCAACGAUACAGCGCGCGUGGAGACAUUCAAAAAUCCCGUCACGUGCUUCUUCACAGCGAAGUAUGACGUUACGCGACUACAAAGAAAAGAUCACCGUGAUCCAAAAAGCUUGGCGAGAGAGCAAACAGAAACGAUCGAACACGAUCGAAGCUCUUCUGACCGACGGUAUUCGCCACUGGCCCCAAGCCACGCUUGGCUAUCCUACACCGGAACCCGAAAUGCGAAGCAUCGAACAGAGCGAAGGCUGCAUCACGUCCUCUAUACAAAUACAGACAGAUAUGGACCCCACUUCACGCCCAAAGCUUCGACUAUUCCCAGUCAAAUUUGCGCCAGCGAUUGUAGAUGAAUGGCAUACAACGAUGCUGCCUCGCCUUGAGCGUCUCAUUGAGCGCGCACUCAAAGAGUCUGAUGAAACGAUAAGCAUCGAUCUCGUGGCGAUCGGCGAAACGCCAGAGAAGUCUCACCCGACGAUAUUCGUGACCUGCAGCAGCGUUACCAAGGUCAAGACCAUUCUUGCCCGCCGCUUCCGUUAUGACGCGAAUGCCUACGAUCUCAAGGUCCGUCGGGGAAAGAUCCGACGGUCUAAGAUGAGCCGCUCCUCGCGGCGAGUACGACCUCCGCAUCGUUCGAUGAUGAAUACCGACAACUACAACGGCGACAUGGCUGUCAUGAAUCCAUUUCACCAGCCACGACCCCUUUGUGGUGCAUCCAUCGGUGCGUUUAACAACGAUGAACAUCUACCUCCAGUCUCAUAUGGUGGAGUAAUCCUUGUUGAUGACGAACCACUUGGCAUGAGCGUGCACCACCUACUAGAUGCCCCCUCGGAUGACGAGAGCGAUGCAGGUGAUGACAUCGACAGCCCAUACCCAAACAGUGUUGUUCUUUCUAGUGCGGCUAGCAAUAACAACCCGUGGUUGAUGGGCAUGGGCGAGCAGCCUGGGCUUCAUCUCGACUCCGAUGAGCCUGCGGCGAUGUGGGACCUAGAGCUCUCUGACGACGAAGAUAUGAAGAGCGAUGAAGACGCUCAAUCUUUCGACUUGUCAGAUUCUGAGUUCGACUCGGAUGAUGAGUCUGAUCAUGAAGCUAUGACUGACUCGACCCUGUCGCGGGCUACCACAGGGGAUAUUAAUGGCAUCGGGCUAGGGGAGGGUGAAGACAUCAAGAUCACACAACCAGCUAUCGAUGAUGUGGACGACGACUUCUUCCCUAAUGACGAGGACCGGAAUGACGAUCAUCUAUCUUCCCAUGAGUUGGGCCAUAUUCACGCGUCUUCUGGUAUCCGACGUUGGAAGCGUGACGGCAUCUUACACGAAAUCGACUGGGCUUUACUUAAGCUUAAUGAGGAUCGUUUGCAACCGUAUAACAUCUGCCAAGGAGGCCGCAGAUUUUGCUUUGGCCCACCAAAACCAGAUCAAAAAGAGAUUUCUGCAAAGCUAGAACAGCCAGUAAAUCGGCGUCACUACAGUCCAGAGGAAGACGAGUACCCAAAUGGCAUCGCCAGCGCGGAGGGUCUCGGUGGUCUCAAUGUGCACUGUUUUGGUCGAACAACCGGUCUGCAAGGGGGGAUGAUCUCCUCGACCAUGAGCGCUGUCCGCAUCUACCGCCGCAAGACAUUCUCUCGCUCGUGGUCCGUUGCAGGCGGCUUUGGCGUCGGUGGUGAUAGUGGAGCAUGGAUCGUGCAGAAUGGAACCCAUAAGGUCAUUGGACAUGUUCUCGCAUGGUGUCAAAGAAACCACAUCGCGUAUCUUUGCCCUAUGGAGGUCUUACUCGAGGACAUCAAGCGAACUCUCGGCGCGAAACGCAUCUAUCUUCCCGGCUCUACCGAGCAAACACUCUACACCUGCAAGCAGAAGAACAAGCACUCCACCAAGGCACAGGGCGGAGCUACCGCCGAGAUCGACGAUCUAGAAGUGGGCGUACAAGGCCUCGGAUUAGGCAUAGUUGACUCCGCGGUCGACAUGCGCUCACAUUUAAGCUCCGCCCCGCCUAGUGGAGCACCAAGCGGCUCGUGGAUGCGAGGCGGCAGACAGAGCCAUUCCAUGUUGAACACAAGUGGCGAAUCGGAUAAAGAGAAUUUGCCCGUUUUGCGAAGUAGAAUCAUGAAGGUCAAAGAGGGACGGGACAUGCAGCUGGAGAUGGCUAUCGUGCCUUAG